AGGAGGAGACGACGGCUGGACAGACCCACCAUGCUGCCCUGUUCUAACUUUAAUUUUACACGCAGAAAAUAUCGCCCAAGCAGACGCUUUUAGUUCGCUCUCGCUCCCCGUGGACUCUAUUGGAUGUUCCCGACGUCUUUUCGAUUUUUUUUUUUGGGGUUUUUUUUUGUUCGCCGUGGUGAAAACUCCUCUUCGGUGAGGACGCUUGAAGAUUCCACAAUCAAACAUGUUGCAAAGGUUCGCUCAGUCGCAGGAUUGGCUUUACUCGGAGCCGCUGCUCUUUGAUGAUGAGUUCUGCCAGAGCUUGAUGAAGGACCUCCAGUCGCUUCCGACACCCCCCCAGUCCCCUCCCAUGAAGGCCGGACUGGCUGGCAGUAAGCCCCUGUCCAACGAGGACCAGCUGAGCUACGUGUCGGACAUCCUGCUGGAGGAUCACGACAUGCAGCUCAACUGGAACUGUGACUUCUUCCACUCCGAUGCUGCAGAGAAGGAGGGCCAGACCAGCCAGCCCUGCUCCCCCCUAGAGGAGAGCAGCGAGGACUGCCUGUGGCAGUGCCUGACAGCAGACAAGAGCCUGGAUGAGAAGCUGGUCUCCUCGAUGCUCGGCUCCAGCCCGCUGCUGUCUGACAUCGACACCAGCAUCUUUGAGGAGAUCGCUGGCUCCACGCUGGACUGCCAGAACCUGAUGGACACUCAGGAGCCCAGCGAAUCCACAUCAGACUACGGAUCAACUGGCGGCGAGCUGUCCAUCUAUUCAUCCAGUGACUCCGAGGAAGAGAUUGACGUGGUGACAGUCGUCCGCUGUCCCUCCAGCCCCUCCCCUUUGGCCCCAUUGGCUAAUCUCUCUGUCCGUCAGCAGAAGCAGGAAGAGGAGCAGCGGGCUCUUCAGCGCCACCACAUCGAGAUCCAGCUGCAACACAACUACGCUGCGCCCUGCCCCGCCUCACCGCCACCUUCCUCCUCUUCGUCCUCGUCCAACAAGCGCUCGAGAGGGAGUGACGGCUCUUCGCGCUUCCACCACUCUUCUCGCAGCUCUUCCUCAUCGUCCUCGUCGCGGUACCACCACCACCACCACCACCACUCGUCUCGGAACUCUACAGAGACGGAGGAUGAGGAGGAGCGGCGGCGGACUCACAACGUUAUGGAGCGGCAGCGACGCAACGAGCUGAAGAACUGCUUCAUGCGCCUGCGUGAUAACGUGCCAGAGCUAUCGCACAACGACAAGGCGUCCAAGGUGGUGAUCCUGAAGAAGGCCAGAGACUGCAUCUACAGCCUGGAGGACGAGUGCCACAGACUGCAAGCCAAGAGGGACAAACUGAGAGCCAAACAGGAAGAGCUGAAAGCCAGGCUGGAACAGUUCCACAGCUAAUGGACCAGGGGCAAACCAUGGGCUGCAUUUUAACCCAUUUAGAGACUGUGUGUGUGUGUGUGUGUGUGUGUGUGUGUGUGUGUGUGUGUGUGUGUGUGUGUGA
Xiphias gladius (swordfish) is the source of this 1472-nucleotide messenger RNA. RefSeq names its product myelocytomatosis oncogene homolog (gene mych). The coding region runs from base 227 to 1369 and encodes 380 amino acids. The record is from RefSeq and is a predicted model, not a curated record. The transcript is spliced from 3 exons. Gene Ontology annotation, biological process: regulation of transcription by RNA polymerase II; positive regulation of cell population proliferation. Gene Ontology annotation, molecular function: protein dimerization activity; RNA polymerase II cis-regulatory region sequence-specific DNA binding; DNA-binding transcription factor activity, RNA polymerase II-specific. NCBI's taxonomy places the organism in Eukaryota, Metazoa, Chordata, Actinopteri, Istiophoriformes, Xiphiidae.